UAUGUCUUUGUGCUCUUCAUCGACAGAAACUCCGCCGGACCCGAGGCUCCGCGGGCGGCUGCUGAGCGCCUCUCCCCGGGACACGCUCCGUGUGCGAGGCUGCCGUCACUUCCACCAGCGGGUUGUGAGGCUGAUGAUGUGCUGUGAAGAUGGAGGCUCCUGAAUACCUGGACCUGGACGAGAUCGACUUCUCUGAAGACUCUGUGUUUUCUGUGACGUCUCUGAAGAGCAUCCCAGAGCUGUCCAGGAGGAGUGAUGGUCAGGCCGACGAGAGACCAGCUCCAGCCAUCAACUGGAGUCGUGGGGUUUCCUCCCACAGUGGCGGGGGAAUCAAACCCACGGGGCUUGCCGAGGUCCAUAGUAAGUUCCGGCCGGUGAAGAGAGUCUCUCCCCUCAAACACCAGCCUGAGACGACAGACUCAGACUCUGAUGGGAAAGCCCCGGGUCAGGACCUGGGUCUGGGGGAGCCAGGGGAGGCCAGUAAAGAUGAGCCUAGCUCCGACAAGCCGACUCAUGCCUCCAGCUCCUCCGACGGGCCGGGGGGGAAGGGGAAGGGCCUGGCCGGCGCCGGCGUCGUUGGAGGGAACAACCCUCAGGCUCUGUUCGGGGAGCUGGAGCACUACGAUCUGGACAUGGACGAGAUCCUGGACGUGCCUUACAUCAAAUCCAGUCAGCAGAUGUCCACGCUGCCUCGCGUCCCCCACGACAAGCGCUCAGUGACGGGGAGCAACCUGGGGGGGGGCACGCUGGAGAGGCCCCGGGGAGGAGGACUGAAGAGCUCCACCUUAUCCCACAACGAGCCUCUGAGCCUGGGAAGCAGCAGCUCGCAGACUCAGUACUGUGUUCUGUCUCCGGUGAAGUGGUCGGACCUGAGGAAGUCCAAGUCCAUGGAUCCAGAUCUCCACCACCUGCACCGCUCCCAGACCGGAGGAGGUUACCAGCCAGAGCUGCUCUCCUCCGGACUCCUCAGCUGCUCCUCCUCCAUCUCCUCUUUUUCUGAUACAGACAAGCUGCUGUCAGCGCGGGUCUACCCAGACUCCCAGACCCAGAGGCCGGGUGUGGAGCCUCCAGGAGGUCCGGCUCUUAUGUUCCCCCUGCCAGGGUGCAGCGGGGGCAGGCAGGACGGCUCCAAGCCCAGGGCCCCUGGAGCAGGAGGAGGUGCAGGAGGGGCUGGUGGGCUGAGGGGGUUCGGAGGAGGAGGAGCGGAGCUGGACGAGGAGACGAAGAAGAACCAGAACAUCAUGAACAUCGUCAGAGAUGGACAGAUCUCACUGCUGCCUCACCUUGCAGCAGAUAACCUGGAGCUGAUCAGAGACGAUGAUGGAAACAACCUGCUGCACAUCUCAGCGUCUCAGGGUCACGCUGACUGUCUUCAGCAUCUCACGUCCCUGAUGGGGGAGGACGGACUUAACGAGCGCAACAGCCAGCAGCUCACCCCUGCAGGCCUGGGGGUCAAGAACGGUCACUUGGAGUGUGUGAGGUGGAUGGUGAGUGAAACCGAGGCCAUCGCUGAGCUGAGCUGCACCAGAGAACAUCCCAGUCUGAUCCACUAUGCUGCUCGCUAUGGACAGGAGAAGGUGUUGCUGUGGUUACUUCAGUUCAUGCAGGAACAGGCGAUCUCAUUGGACGAAGUCGACCAGAACGGAAACACGGCCGUGCACGUGGCCGCUCAGUACGGACACCUCACCUGUAUACAGACUCUGGUGGAGUACGGCUCCAACGUGACGGUCCAGAACCAGCAGGGGGAGCGGCCUUCCCAGAGUGCCGAGCGGCAGGGACACACCACCUGCGCUCGGUACCUGGUGGUGGUGGAGACGUGCAUGUCGCUGGCCUCGCAGGUCGUUAAACUCACCAAGCAGCUCAAUGAACAAGCAACAGAGAGGAUGACUCUACAGAAACAACUACAGAGACUGAUGGACCCCAGCAAGGCAGAAGGAACGCCCUCCCGAUCCCCCAGCUCCCAUCAGCCCCCAGUGGAGGCGUGGCCAGAGAUGAUGUUGACAGCAGAGGGGACAGACGGUCAUUGGUCGGUUCGUCAGGGAGGAGUCAGUCAAGAUGCUGUGCUGCGCCAGCUGCUGGGGAAGGAGGCGCCGGACACGCUGUGUCCCAGGGAGAGGCUGCCUCCUGCAAGGGGCCUGAGCAGGGAGGGCCCCGCUGGUCCAGGGGCCCCAGGGGCCCCCGGGGCCCCCGGGGCCAGCAGGACAGGGCUGGUGGAGAGGAGAGAGCUCAAACUAGCGAGACUCAAACAGAUCAUGCAGCGCUCUCUCAGUGAGUCUGAUUCGGAUGGUUAUCCCCCAGAGGAAGGUCAAAGUCAAGGGGCCCCGCCCUCAAACACUAUGCGCCCUGAUAGGCCGUCGCACCUGCCAAUCACAGAGGAGGAGCCCGGGUCGAAUCACCUUAACUUGACGAUGAAUAAGCCCCUCCCCUCCACUUCCUCCUCCACAACUGAGAGGAAGCAGGCAUUUUCACUCAGCGGGUCAAAGUCAGUGGACAGCAUUGGUUACAAUCCCUCCCCCACCUCCAGCGACCCCGAGGCCACAGACGCCAAAACAACAGACGCCUCUGCCGACCUGCAGGAGGCCGCCAACGGCCAGAAGGUCGCCACCAGCCCCAAGAGUGCACUGAAGUCCCCCUCGUCCCGCAGGAAGACGUCCCAGAACCUCAAACUGAGGGUGACCUUCGACGAGCAGGUCCACAAGAGCUCCAGUCAGGAGGCGGAGCCAACCAAAGUGCAUCAUGGGAAGGAGAGGACUUCAACAGGAGGCUCUGAGGGCAAGCGGCCGUUUGGGGCGUUCCGCUCCAUCAUGGAGACGCUGAGUGGAAACACAAAUCACAACAACAACAGUGGUGGUCAGCCGGGCGCUGCCUCUCAGAACUCACCCGGCAGGAAGUCCGAGGGUAAGAGCGGCGCCGGAGGAGGAGCCAGAGUGAAGAGCAGGACCAGCAACGUGUAACCGGCCGGGGGGCGGCGCCGAGAGCACCGAGCCAAUCACCAACGAGCAAACCGCCUGCGAGGCAGCGGACAUGAGAAGCUUCAACAUCCACACCUUAAAACAUCAGUUCAGCUGUGGCUGCAGUGAUGUCAUCAACGAUGUCAUCGAUGACAAUGACCAAUCACACUCGGUUUUAUUAUAGUUUCUCAUGUUCUUUACCUCAAACAGCUUUUACAGGUGAGAAGUGAAACACAGAUGGAAGCUGUCACUGAGUCGGAUGUGUUUUUAUGAACAUUGAGUAUUAAUCUGCGUCUGUGGAAUUUCUCCAUAUCUCACUUUAUUUUGCUUUUUUCACAUUACCAGAGUUCAGUCGUCUGACGAAAACAAAACUUUCAUCUUUUCCUCUGCAGAUUAAAAGUUUCUCUGAGUUACACUUAUGAUGAACCUAUGAAUUAUUAAUAUUUAUGUUGAUGCACAGUUAUGUUCUGUUAAUUUUUUUUAAAUGUGGUUAUAAUCAUGCACGCUGUUAACGUGCACCAGCACAAAUACCUUUAAAACCACUGUAUAUGAACUAGUAGUAUUUAAUAUUUUGUAUGUCAUAUGCCACACGUUUCUUUACUUCCAGUGUUUAUUAUCUAUGCAGUAUUUCAUGAAGUAGAUGUUGGAUAUGUGACGUGUCUUUUAGACGUGAAGGUAACAGAUUACUGCGUUCAUCAUCUGAAGCUUCAGACUCUUCAGGUUCCUCACAUCUGCUUCCAAUGAUUUUCACUAAAGCUCAAUCUCUUUAAAAAUACUACAUUUCUUUAAAACACUAAAAGUUUUUAAUGAUUAAAUAAAAUUGUUAUUUUAGGAAAACUUUAUUUUGUGGGUCUUGAAAGUUUCCAUAAUUUCCAGUUGCUUCCUGGUAAAAAAAAACGUGUAGUUGAAGUAUGACGCAGACGUUUAAACGUGACAUUUCUCUACAGACGAGUUCCUGGAGCCUCAGAAGUCAAAUAAACACAACCUAAUUAUAUUUAUUCAUAUUUACACAAAACAGUUUGAACUAAGUUUUAUUAACAUGUAAAUUGUUAAAAUAAAUUUGAAUGCACUUGCUCGCUACUGUCACACAAUAGGUCGAGCUGAUAGUGGUGUGUGUGUGAGCGCCCUCUGCUGGAUCACAAGGUAAACUACUAAUAACUGAAGUUGAACAGGUUUAAAUAUCACGUUUUUCCCCUUCGAGCAAAUGUCAAUUUUAAGAAGUGAGCAAAUAAUUUUCUUUAAAUUGAGUUUUAGCUGAAAACCAACUGUGGAUUAAAAUCUGACCAUAACAUCGUCUCUUAGUUUUUUUGUCAGAAACUUUCUGGGAAAGUUGGUAAAAUACAGAAGAAAAAAAGUUCAAGCUUCUUCAUAAGCAGGAAAACGUUGAAUCGUUUGAGCUCUUCCAUGGAACAGUCGUCAUUCUGUUGAUGAGAAGCAGCUUCUUUAGGUCAAAGGUCACAUCAGGACGAGGGAGGCGGAGCUGGACAUUCACGUGUCGGAGGAUGUUUACUCACCACAAAAUAAAUAUCAGUGAAUGUUGGAAAAUACUUUUUUUUUAUUAACCUGUGUGUAAAGAGACGGACGACUGAUUUUCAGUCCUGUGAUUUAAACUAAAGACAAACUGAAAUAAACUGAUGUCUGGACUUCA
Pleuronectes platessa (European plaice) is the source of this 4599-nucleotide messenger RNA. It is a transcript of the gene sncaip, whose product is annotated as synuclein, alpha interacting protein. Lineage: Eukaryota; Metazoa; Chordata; Actinopteri; Pleuronectiformes; Pleuronectidae. The record is from RefSeq and is a predicted model, not a curated record. The transcript is spliced from 12 exons. Gene Ontology annotation, molecular function: ubiquitin protein ligase binding. Bases 150 to 2954 code for a protein of 934 amino acids.